AUGAUGGACUACAAAACAAGGUAUACUCCCCUGGAGAAAACUUGCUGGGGGCUAGUAUGGGCCACGAAGAAAUUAAGGCACUACCUACUAGCGCAUCCGGUAGUGCUAGUUUCUCGUUUAGACCCAAUCAAAUAUCUUUUCGAGAAGCCAGCACUUAUUGGAAAGCUGGCUAGGUGGUUAUUGCUGCUAGCAGAAUUCGAUCUCAAAUACAUGACAAGGAAAUCAGUGAAAGGAAAGGUUGUGGCAGAGUUCUUGGCAGACCACCCCAUGACAGAGGCCGAGGCAGAGGACUUCAUGUUCCCCAAUGAAGACAUCUUGUGUCUCCUAGACGACACCUGGCAGCUUUACUUCGAUGGAGCAUCAAACCAAUGUGGAUAUGGUAGCCCUAGAACUAGGAGAAAAAGGGUGAAAGUCAUUGGAGAUCCAAACCUAGUGGUGUCCCAAGCAAGAGGAGACUGGAAGGUCAAGGAAGACACACUGAAGCUAUACCACUCUGUGCUAGAAGAUCUAAUUCCACAAUUUGACUCAGUCAUCUUCACGCACACUCCACGAGUGAGCAAUAGAUUUGCAGAAGCACUGGCAACAUUGACCUCUAUGGUCGAGAUACCCCUGGGGUUCACAAUGCGGCCUCUCAUGAUUGAGCAGGUCAAACCAGCAUGCGAAUGCACUUUCACCAAAGAGGGUGAGGACGAUGGAAAAUCGUUGUAUGAAGACGUGAAGAGAUUCUUAGAAGAGGGAGAGUAUCCCUCUGAAGCCACCUCAAAGGACAAGAUGGCUUUGUGGAAAUUUGCCACCCGAUUCAGAGUCUGCGGUGGAGCACUAUAUCGAAGGGAACAUUUGGGUCCGAAUCAACUUUGUGCCACAACAGAGGAUAGUCACGAAGGAAUCUGUGGGCCGCACAUGAAUGGGGCAACAAUGGCUAAGAAAAUCCUGCGUCAGGGAUACUACUGGACUACGAUGGAGGCUGAUUGCGCUGACUAUGUCCGCCGGUGUUUCAAAUGUCAAACUCACGCUGAUCGCACACGUAUUCCCCCUACAGAAUUAUAUAACAUGACAUCCCUUGGCCGUUCUCCACUUGGGGAAUAG
Molecule: messenger RNA, 1086 nt
Organism: Rhododendron vialii
Lineage: Eukaryota; Viridiplantae; Streptophyta; Magnoliopsida; Ericales; Ericaceae
Exons: 2
Coding region: 1-1086 (361 amino acids)
Molecular function (GO): nucleic acid binding; RNA-DNA hybrid ribonuclease activity
Source: RefSeq, a predicted model, not a curated record